Molecule: messenger RNA, 843 nt
Organism: Naegleria lovaniensis
Lineage: Eukaryota; Heterolobosea; Eutetramitea; Acrasida; Naegleriidae
Exons: 1
Coding region: 1-843 (280 amino acids)
Source: RefSeq, a predicted model, not a curated record
AUGGCAACUGGUUCCACACAAACUGUUUCAACCAAAACUCCUUUCGGAGAGCUCAUUCAGAAAACCCUUCAAGAGCGCGAGAGGAAUAUAGUAUGCUUAGCCUUAGAAGAAAAGGUGUCCUUGAUGGAUAUCAUGGACAAUGAGAAAACCAAAGGAAAAAGAUUGUUAAUGGAAGUGGACUCAAUACAAGAGUUGGAAAAAAGAAAACUUCUAAAACGCGGUUUAGAUCCUUCACCUGAGGUGGUAGAUAUUAAGACCACGGCUAUGGAAAUGAGCAUUGUCUCGGAACUCCCCUUUGUUAAAGAUCCUUUUCUUGGGGCCCUUGAAGGACAAGCUAAUGAAUGCUACACGUCCUCUGUGGAUAUGUUAAAGAAUAAGUUUGAGCAACUUGAAAAACAAUGUAACGAAACAGCCAAACAACACAAGGAAGAGAUGAACAGAGUGGAACAGGAAUUAGAAAAUGUUAAAGCACAACACAAGGAAGAGAUGAACAUGCUAGUGCACAAAGUGAAUGAAAGAUCUAUGCAUCAGCAAGAAAUCGAGAAAAUUAAGAAACGAAUAUCAUCUCUUGAAGGAUGGUUUGGCUGCUGUUUUUUGAGGGGAGAGGAAGUUAAAGUUUUCGAAGAACAUGGGGAUGUAAUUUCAGCAUUGCUAAAUAACGACGAUGACAAAGCUCAUAUGCUUGUUUCAACAAAAGAGGCAGCGAUAAAACUGUCCCAAGUGUUCAAUCUUGCGGUACCAGUGGACAUGUGUGCGCAUGCUUUUAAAUCAAAGAUUUUUGAAUUACUUAAACAGCGAUUGGAGCCACUUCGCAAGUUUUUAUUCAAAGAAAAAUUGUUUUGA